AUGGCGCCAAAGAUUACCAAGGCCGAGAAGAAGAUCGCUUACGACUCGAAGCUCUGUCAGUUGCUCGAUGAGUACACGCAGGGGAAUGUUGGGCUGAUCUUCACCAAGGGUGAUCUGAAGGAAGUCAUUGAGGAAGUUGCUAAGUACAAGGUCGGAACACCAGCUCGUGUCGGUUUGGUUGCUUCAAUUGAUGUCGUCGUGCCGCCUGGCAACACCGGUCUCGACCUAUCACAAACUUUCUUUUUCCAAGUCCUCAACAUCCCAACUAAGAUUAACAAGGGUACAGUCGAAAUCAUAACCCCAGUCGAGCUCAUCAAGAAGGGCGAAAAAGUGGGCUCCUCUGAAGCCUGCCCUCCUUGCCACGCUUGGUAUCAGGCCCUUCUCUUACGGGCUUGUUGUCAUCUCUGUUUAUGA
Molecule: messenger RNA, 414 nt
Organism: Striga hermonthica
Lineage: Eukaryota; Viridiplantae; Streptophyta; Magnoliopsida; Lamiales; Orobanchaceae
Source: the annotation of a GenBank genome assembly